Messenger RNA from Dufourea novaeangliae, 629 nucleotides. RefSeq lists its product as uncharacterized. The transcript is spliced from 3 exons. The coding region runs from base 107 to 607 and encodes 166 amino acids. Lineage: Eukaryota; Metazoa; Arthropoda; Insecta; Hymenoptera; Halictidae. The record is from RefSeq and is a predicted model, not a curated record.
UCGGCCUGUAUGCCGCAGAAAUUCACGAAAACAAUGCGGCCGCUGCUCGAAGAAGACAGCUACUGUCUUUAAUUCCUCCAGUUGGUGAACUGAUUCCCCCAUUAACAUGGCGGCCGAGACAUGUGCCGCUGUCACGUGCUUCCUGAUCACGUCGAUUGCACUCGCCAAUGGUCAAUUAUUAUCCACGGAACAUCGAACACACGCAGCUGCUGAACGAGGGAACGAUCUAUGGUGUUAUCAUUGCGACACAAUGGACGAUGGAGAGAGAUGUUCCAAUCUAACCGGAAAUUAUAGUGCUUUCGAGCACAAGUGCACUGGUGACAAAAGGACUUGUAUGGUGAAGCGAUUUUCUUACACGACCAGUACCGAGAAUUCAACGUCGAGCCCUCAGACAUGGUCGAUAGAAAGGGACUGCACAAGCAAAUGCGAUCCUGGAUGCAUAGUGAUCGGUGAACGUACAAAAUUACACGCUUGCACUGACUGCUGCGAGCAAUCGUUCUGCAACGUUGGUACCGGUACUGGGAAUCGUUUGCUAAUGAACGGAAUCGAUCUGUUUCUAGCUGUAACAUUACAAAUUAUUUUAACUGUUAUCCUGUAUCCGUCGUGACCCUGUAAAUAAAACAACAUCC